This is a messenger RNA of Phaedon cochleariae (mustard beetle), 567 nucleotides long. Lineage: Eukaryota; Metazoa; Arthropoda; Insecta; Coleoptera; Chrysomelidae. The record is from the annotation of a GenBank genome assembly.
AUGCAAGUAGAUGAAUUUCCAGCUAUAGAUCCAAAUGAAGAUCUUACAAAGAUAUUGCCUAUACAACAGAAACGUACCGUAGCCUUUAUAAACCAUUUUAUAAUGGACACUGUGUCCCAUCUGAACUCUUUUGCCCAAAGUUGUGAAUCAAGGUUCAUGGAAUUUGAAUACAAAAUGCAGAAGAUUGAAGCUUCCCUGCUUAUACUAGAGUCACAACUCUCAUCAAUACCAGGCUUGGAUAAUAUUAAAAUUGAGGAUGACCCAAUUGCAAUUGAUAUACCAGAUGAAACCAUUAAAUUAGAUCUGCCUGAAGUGGAAACAAGAGAUGACUCUCCUGUUGGGGAUCAUAGAGAGUCCACCCAGCCUGUCAUUGUGGAACAGCAUGGGGUCAAGGCCAAAGAGGAUCCUAGGUUCAAAAAGUUUUUCAAAAUGCUGCAGUUUGGAGUGCCUGCACCUGCAGUGAGACUGAAGAUGCAAAAUGAAGGUGCUGAUCCUGAGAUAUUAGAUAAUCCAGAUGAUGUGAUACCAGGGUUAACAGAAGAAAUGUUGAAAAAUGAAUCAGAGUAA